GUAAGCAACUAUGCCGCAAAAUGAGUAUAUGGAACGCCACCGUAAGUUGUACGGUAGGCGGCUUGAUUAUGACGUGCGUAAACGCAAAAAGGAAGCACGUCUUCCUAAAGACAGAGCACGUAAAGCGCGCAAGCUGCGGGGCAUUAAAGCCAAACUAUUCCAAAAGGAACGCCGCAAUGAAAAGAUUCAAAUGAAAAAGAAGAUUCAAGCCCAUGAAGAAAAGAAAGUCAAGAAACAAGAGGAAAAAGUGGAAGAAGGAGCUCUUCCGCAUUAUCUUCUUGACAGAGGCGUCCAGUCGUCUGCAAAGGUCUUGUCUAAUAUGCUAAAGCAGAAACGGAAGGAAAAAGCUGGAAAGUGGGACGUACCUAUUCCAAAAGUUCGUGCGCAGUCAGAUGCAGAAGUUUUCAAAGUUCUAAAGACGGGAAAAACCAAGCGAAAGGCCUGGAAACGUAUGAUUACCAAAGUAACAUUCGUCGGCGAAAACUUCACACGAAAACCACCAAAGUUUGAACGCUUUAUCAGACCGAUGGCGCUUCGCUUAAAGAAGGCACAUGUCACACACCCCGAACUAAAAGCCACUUUUCAUCUGCCUAUCAUUGGAGUGAAAAAGAAUCCAAGCUCCCCAAUGUUUACUUCCCUUGGAGUUAUUACAAAAGGUACCGUAAUAGAAGUGAAUAUCUCGGAACUGGGCUUGGUUACACAGACUGGCAAAGUUGUUUGGGGUAAAUACGCGCAGGUUACAAAUAACCCGGAAAAUGAUGGAGUUAUAAAUGCUGUGCUUCUAGUAUAAACAUUCAUUUUGGAAAACGUACAUUUAAUAAUUUUGUAAUUAGUUGUAGCAGCAAUAUUUUCGUAAAUAUAUCAUGAUCAGUGGCCUGCGCAAA
Molecule: messenger RNA, 884 nt
Organism: Scaptodrosophila lebanonensis
Lineage: Eukaryota; Metazoa; Arthropoda; Insecta; Diptera; Drosophilidae
Gene: Ip259
Product: ribosome biogenesis protein NSA2 homolog
Exons: 1
Coding region: 11-790 (259 amino acids)
Biological process (GO): maturation of LSU-rRNA; maturation of 5.8S rRNA
Cellular component (GO): preribosome, large subunit precursor; nucleolus
Source: RefSeq, a predicted model, not a curated record